Fundulus heteroclitus (mummichog) is the source of this 3929-nucleotide messenger RNA. It is a transcript of the gene gtf3c3, whose product is annotated as general transcription factor IIIC, polypeptide 3. The record is from RefSeq and is a predicted model, not a curated record. The coding region runs from base 230 to 3181 and encodes 983 amino acids. Gene Ontology annotation, molecular function: protein binding. Gene Ontology annotation, cellular component: transcription factor TFIIIC complex. Gene Ontology annotation, biological process: transcription by RNA polymerase III. NCBI's taxonomy places the organism in Eukaryota, Metazoa, Chordata, Actinopteri, Cyprinodontiformes, Fundulidae. The transcript has 19 exons.
GUGUGUGUGUGUGAGUCAGCAGCUAUUGAUGCUGUGUUUGGCCAUCGCUCCUGUCCUACACCCUCCGGGGCGCUAGGUGGCGGUGUGCGGCCAAACAUCGCGGUGUUUCCUGCUAUUUAUGCCCCCGGAAAGCAAUAAACUCACGUGAAAACAUGUCGGUAGCGUCUGUCCCUGCUGCCCACUGCGAUGCCGUUUACCCGAUGAAGCUGAUCUUGUAACCUGGGUGGAAAUGUCGGGGUUCAGCGCGGAGCUCAUCGAUUACCUGGAAGGCAGAAUAACCUUCGAAGAGUUCGACAGAAGGAGGGAUGAGCGGAAGACGGAGCAGGAGUCAGAAGAACCUGAAGAAGACGAAAGCAAACCUUCCACCUCGGCACAAGCAAAGGCAGCCAUUGAGGACGGAGUCAGCCCGGGAGUCCAGCAGGCCUUCGCUUCCAUUCUGGGGGAAACGGUAGAAGCUCCGUCUUCAGAGGAGGAAGAGGAGGAGGAGGAGGACAGCUUGAGCUACGUUGACGAUGAAGAGGACAGGGACUACAAUGCGGAGGAGGAAGAGGAGACCAAGGAGGCGACCAAGGAAACGAAGAGGAGGCCGAGGCAAGGGGGCAGAAGAAGUGGGAAAAGAAGCCUGAGGAGCAAGCUGAAGGAGGAAGAGGAGGAGGAGGAGGAGGACAUGACGGUCGGAGACGUGUUCAAACUGGAGAUGGAGCUGAACCGGGAGAACAAGAGGUACAUGAAGGGGCGUCGCCAUGGCAGCAAGCUGCCCCAGGCUCUCAGGGGCCUGAUGGGAGAGGCCAACAUCCGCUACGCUCGCGGGGAGAAGGAGGACGCCAUCUUGAUGUGCAUGGAGAUCAUCAGACAAUCUCCUCUGGCCUACGAGCCGUUCUCCACGCUGGCCAUGAUCUACGAGGACAACGGAGACGUGGACAAGGCGCUGCAGUUCGGGCUCAUCGCCGCCCACCUCAACCCCUCAGACUGCGAGGAGUGGAUCCGGCUGGCCGAGCUGUCCCUGGAGCAGGACAACAUCCGGCAGGCCAUCAUCUGCUACAGCAAAGCCAUCAAGUACGACCCCACCAACGUGCGCUACCUGUGGGAGCGUUCCAGCCUCCACAUGCGUUUGGGGGAGCAUAAGCAGUGCAUGGACGGCUACCGCAAGAUCCUGUCUCUGCUGGCUCUGGAGGACGGCGAGCACUUCAUGCAGCUGUCCAAGGACAUGGCUAAGAGCUACUACGAGAGCAACGACCUGCCCUCAGCGCUCAGCGUGAUCGAGGACGGUCUGGCCCGACACCCCGACCUGGUCAGCGACGACUUCACCAACAUGGCGGCCGAGCUCUACAUCUGCAGCCGGCGGUACGAGAAGGCCCUGCAGGUUCUGGUCAAAUUUGCAGACGUCGUGUUGAUUCGAGCAAAGUCCCCGUCAGAAGGCGGCACCGCCGGCGGGCCUCAGAAAGACGUGAAGGGAGAGGAAGAGGACACGAAGUCCAGCAGCGCAGGGGACGCCACGGCGGAGGGGGACGCCACGGCGGUGGAGGGGGACGUCAAGGUGGCAGAGAGGGACGCAGCGGGGGACGCCACGGCAGAGGGGGACACUGCAUCGGGGGACAUCAAGGUGGCAGAGAGGGACACAGUAGCGGAGGACAGUGCAGCAGAGGACACUCGGGAAAUUCUGGAUGUCCAGGUACCAGACAGCGUCCCGGUGGACCUGCGGGCCAAGCUGAUCGUCUGCCUCAUCCACCUGAACGCCUUCGACCCAUCCGAGGAUCUAGUGGCGUCUUUGACGGAGCAGAGCACGGAGGAGAUCGGAGACCUGUACCUGGACGUAGCAGAGGCGUACCUGGAGCAGGGCCGCUACACGUCGGCCCUGCCUCUGCUGUCGGCCCUCGCCGUCUCUGAGAAGUACGACCUGGCCGUGGUCUGGCUGCGGCACGCAGAGUGUCUGAAGGCCCUGGGCCACAUGCAGGAGGCCGCAGAGAGCUACACCAAGGUGGUGGAGAUGGCGCCGCUGCACCUGGAGGCCCGGCUGUCUCUGGCCACGCUGCAGCAGCAGCUAGGCCGCAUGGACCGCGCCCUCAAAGCGCUGGAGUCCAUGUAUGACGGAGAAACCCUGGCACAGGAUUCAUCCGCUGCACAGAAGGAACUGAAGCUGCUGCUGCACCGCUCCACGCUGCUGAAGACCCAGGGCCAGAUGCAGGACUACCUGGACGCCAUGAUCACCAUGAUCUCCAUGCUUCUAAAGGUCGCCAUGCAACGGGCCAUGGUGUGCGUCCGCUCCGUGACUCUGGGGGGACAGAAACACCUGAGGCUGGUGAAGGUUCAAGACGUGCAGCCAGAAAUCGCCGACCACGAGAGCGCCUACAUGGACAACAUGUGUAAGACCAACGUUUUAUCCAAAGAGGACUGGUGGGAGCUGCUGCUGAGCUGCCUGCAGGGGCUGUGCGAGGUGAAGCGCUACGAGGAGGCCAACCUCCUGGUGGAGUCGGCCAUGGAGUUCUACUCCUUCUACGACAACAAGCCCAAGAGGAAGGAGCUGGAGUUCAUCGGCCUCUCCUCCACCGUCCUGAACCACGACUUCUACAAGGCGUACAACUACAUCAGGUUAAUGAUCAUAGAAAACGUAGACCUGCCUCAGUACUGGAACGUCUUUAACCAGGUGACCAUCUCCUCCCAGCACCAGCGUCACCAUCGCUUCUGUCUGCGGCAGCUGUUGAAGCACCCUGACAACCACGCACUGUGCGUCCUCUCUGGACACAACGCCAUGGUGUCGGGAAGCUUCAAGCACGCUCUGGGCCAGUACGCUCAGGCUUUAAGGACCCACCCUGAGAACCCGCUGCACCACCUCUACGUGGGGCUCACCUACUUCCACAUGGCGGCCCAGAAGUACGUGGCCAAGCGGCACGCGCUCAUACUGCAGGGGUUCACCUUCUUGUGGCGGUACGUGGAGCUGCGCGGGCUCUGCCAGGAGAGCAUGUACAACCUGGGCCGGGCGCUGCACCAGAUGGGCCUCACGCACCUGGCCAUACAUUAUUACCAGAAGGCCCUGUUGACCCCUGCUUGGAAACUGGAGGGCAUUCCAGACGACCAGGCCGACCUGAGGAGGGAGAUUGCUUUUAACUUGUCACUCAUCUACCAGGCCAGUGGGAACACAGAGGUGGCGCGGCAGCUCAUCAGAACCCAUUGCACAGUGUGACCCCCCGCCCCGCCCCGCCCCGCCCCCCGCCCUGUCUGGUGGGAAUGUUUCUUCUGGAUAGAAACCUAGAGCCUGGGUUGCAGAGGGGUGGUGUAGAUCUAAGCACACUAUUGUUAGAAUGGCCAAGUCACAGAGCAGACAGAGAUUCAGGCGAUGCAUUAAAGAAUGUGUGGCAGGGCUUUGAAAUCGCUGCAUCUGCACCUGGACCUGUGCAUGGAGACACAUCCCAGAGUCCUUGAUUCUACCACGGUACGAUUCACAGGCUGAAAACAAACACGCCACACUUUUCAGAUUUCCCAUGUCAAGGGACUCAAUAUGCUCACAAGCCACUAAAGCUGGACAAAAAUAAGAGCGUUAAGCUGAGGUGACGGCCGAUUGGACUUUUUCAGUCAUAAUUCCUCAGCUUGGGUUCGGUUCAGUCCGGUUUAGUGGUUCUAAAAGAACAGCGACAUGUUGGGACUCAGGAUUAACUCUCCACGCCCCCUUGGUUUUCUACUUUUCUGAAAUUUACACAAAGGAGACAUUUUGGAUGUUUCUGAAGAGCGGUUCUGUCAGCUUAUGAGAUAAAAGUCAAUGAAUUCCUCUCAUUUUGUACAAAUGCAGAACUUUUCCAGAAAGCUUAAAGCUGACAGGGGAAGAAAAUCAACAGCUUCUCCCUGGGUCCAUUUAAAUGUUUUUAAUCCAGUUAUUGCAUAACUGGUUUGUGCAAAUUUCAUAAUAUUAAAUAAAAAUUUGUAUUUUGGGGUUA